UUGCUUCUCUCAACUUCACUACAAAAAGUACAGUACUACCAUGAAAUCUUGUUUCUUCCACCAUCUCUUCUUACUCACCGCCGUAAUCUUUCUCCGGUUUUUGACUCUUACCACAGCUGCCAUGUGUCAUCCUGAUGAUGAGACAGGUCUUUUAGCUUUUAAAUCAGCUAUAACCAAAGAUCCUUCUGAUAUCCUAAGCACCUGGAACAAAAGUACUAAUUGCUGCUCCUGGGAAGGUGUCAAUUGUCCUAACAACAACCGCGUUGCCGUACUCACUAUCCGCAUAGAGUCUAAUGAUGCUGGACUCUUUCUCUCCGGUACAAUCUCCCCGUCACUGUCUAAACUCCAGCAUUUGGAAGGGAUCGUCUUUAUCAAUCUCAAAAACAUCACUGGACCCUUUCCCUCAUUUCUGUUCCGAUUACCACAUAUAAAGUACGUGUACCUCGAGAAUUUACGUCUCUCUGGUCCUCUUCCGGCCAACAUUGGCGCGCUAAACCGCUUAGAUACGUUAACCGUUAAAGGAAACCAAUUCAGCGGUUCAAUCCCGAGUUCUAUAUCCAAAUUAACUCGGUUAAACUACCUCAACCUCGGUGGUAAUCUCUUAACCGGAACCAUACCGUUAGGUAUUGCUAAUCUCAAGCUCAUGUCGAAUCUGAAUCUCGAAGGAAACCGUCUCUCUGGAACCAUCCCGGAUAUUUUCAAAUCCAUGAGUAAGCUCCGAAUCCUCACUCUCUCCCGCAACAGAUUAUCAGGUAAGCUCCCUCCGUCGUUCGCAUCGCUCGCACCGGUUCUUGCGUUCCUCGAGCUAGGUCAGAACAAUCUCUCGGGGUCGAUACCUAGCUAUUUAUCAAGAUUCAUGGCGCUCGACACACUAGAUCUCUCCAAGAACCGGUUCUCCGGAUCCGUGCCGAAGAGUUUGGCCAAGCUGACUAAAAUUGCUAAUAUCAAUCUCUCUCACAAUCUUCUAACUGAUCCAUUCCCUGUUUUGGACGUGAAGAAUGACUUAUUAAGUCUAGAUCUAUCGUACAACAAGUUUCACAUGGAAACGAUCCCGGAAUGGGUGACCUCGGCGUCGUUACUCAGCUCUUUGAAGCUGGCUAAAUGCGGAAUCAAGAUGAGUUUAGACGAUUGGAAAACAAGGCAAACUGAUCUCUACGAUUCCAUCGAUCUUUCGGACAAUGAUAUCUCAGGGAGUCCGGUGAGGUUCUUGAAGGAAGAAAGGCAACUACGGGAAUUUCGGAUGUCUGGGAACAAACUCCGAUUCGAUUUGGGGAAGCUAAGUUUCUCCAAGACGCUUGAGACGCUUGAUCUGUCAAGGAACUUAGUUUUCGGGAAAGUGCCGGCUAGGGUGGCUGGAUUGAAGAUACUAAACUUAAGUCAAAACCAUCUUUGUGGAAAACUUCCGGCGACGAAGUUCCCAAAGAGUGCGUUUGCCAUCAACGACUGUCUCUGUGGCUCUCCGCUGGGUCAUUGUAAAGGUUGAUGAUGCUUAAUGGAAUCAUUCAUCGUUAUGUUUUAUAGUUCUUGAACAUCAUGUGUCACUUUGUCCAAAAAAAUAUGAACAUCAUGUGUCAAAAGUUCCAUAUUCUUCUUUUGUCUUUAUUUAUUUUUCACAUUCUCUUUGCUUUAUUUACUUAUUUGUGUUUCAGAAAAUCAU
Messenger RNA from Camelina sativa (false flax), 1657 nucleotides. RefSeq lists its product as uncharacterized. Gene Ontology annotation, molecular function: protein binding. Lineage: Eukaryota; Viridiplantae; Streptophyta; Magnoliopsida; Brassicales; Brassicaceae. The record is from RefSeq and is a predicted model, not a curated record.